Penicillium argentinense is the source of this 3732-nucleotide messenger RNA. RefSeq names its product karyopherin MSN5. Gene Ontology annotation, molecular function: nuclear export signal receptor activity; RNA binding. The transcript has 10 exons. Gene Ontology annotation, cellular component: nucleus; cytoplasm; RNA nuclear export complex. The record is from RefSeq and is a predicted model, not a curated record. Gene Ontology annotation, biological process: protein export from nucleus; RNA export from nucleus. The coding region runs from base 1 to 3732 and encodes 1243 amino acids. Lineage: Eukaryota; Fungi; Ascomycota; Eurotiomycetes; Eurotiales; Aspergillaceae.
AUGUCUCUCGAAGAACUGAUUCGGGCUCUCGAAGUCAUCCAUAGUCCAACGUCGACAAAUGAACUUCGCAAAGAAGCUCUCACUUUCGUUGAGUCGUUCAAAGACGACGCAGGGGCGGCUCGGAAUGGAUUCUUGCUGGCAUCGCGUACCGAUAACGCCCCCGUGGUGCGAUAUUUCGGUCUCACUCUUAUGGAUCAUGCCUUGCGCCAUCUUUCCCUCACCGACUCUGAACAAAUCGCGGCAAUUCGAGGCAUGAUCUUGGAGCUGGCCGAGCACAUUUACCCCGAGGACCCGAAUUAUUUCCGCAACAAAAUCCCCCAGCUGUUGGCCGAGGCAGCCAAGAAGAGCUGGGGUCUGGAUUGGAUGGAUAUGGACACGACGCUGGUCAAGUUCUGGGGUAUGACUGUGUACCAUAAUGAGCUCGUGCUUUCUCUUUUGGAGACACUCUCCGAGGACGUGUUCUUCCGCGAGGAUACAGUCUCGUCGCUGCGUGGCUCUGAGCUGAACCGCGCGCUCGUGGAAAUUUUCACUCCGUCUGCGAUCGUUGAACAAAUCCACCCCGACACGAAGACCAAUACAAUGCUACGGUGCGGGCAAGAGGGUUGGCUCGUUCGAAUCUCCGAAUUUUUGAUCUAUUGUGUUGAGAAUUUGGGGAAUUCGCAGGUUGCCAAGCCCGCUGCUCUCAAGGCCCUGAAGACCUUGAGAAGCGCGCUGUCAUGGUCGGUGUACCAAGCCGUCACCGCUUCCCAGGUCGUGUCAAGCAUAUUUAGGUCGCUGACCUGCCAGGAUGAGCAAAUUUUGCUUGCCGCCGUCGAGGCCCUGCACGCUCUUUACGGCCGGAACAACAUGGGAAAUGAAGAUUCUCAUGGUCUUGUCUGUCUCAUCUUCGAGCCCGAUUAUCUGAUUACUCUCCAAAAUCUGUACCAGUGGUCCAUUGUGAGCCCCGAAGAUGUCGACGAGCCCAAGUAUCUCGUUUCCAAGAAGCUCUCCGAGAUGGUAUCGUACAUCGCCGCGUGCUUAGAAGACAAGCAGUUCUUACAAGACACCAUGAAUCGCCUCGACCUCCCGCGAUUCUUCAAUUUCAUGGUCAACAUCAUGCAGCAUCAGAGUUUGACUGUGUCCAUUCCUGCUCUGCAUCUUUGGUCAAAACUCCUGUCUAUCACGAAGAUCGCAAUGUCGGAAUUUGUCCUGGAGCUCACGCCUAGCCUUUUGAACAUCUGCACCCAACGUUUAAUACGCUGGGAAUCUCUCCCGGCUGAUUCAGAUGAUCCUACCGUCCAAUUUCUGGUCGAGGACAUCGACACUCUUCCAGAGAGACAUGCGUUUGUGGGCAACUACCGCCGGUACUGCUCUUCCAUUAUCGAGUCCGUCACCAGGAUCCGGCCAGAGGCGGUCCGUGACAUUCUGAACCAAGUCGAUGAGAACCUGAACAAUCUGUACAGUGGGCUGGAACCCUUUACAAUUCAAACAUUCAACAAGUCUGCCAUUUCAAUUAUGCGAGCCGAUGCUCAAUUUGCAGUAGUUGAGGCCGUGAUCAAGAGCUUCCACAAGUGGGAGGCUCAGCAAGACGUGAGUCACCUCCUAACUGUUGACGACUUUUCAUUUUACUCACCAAUGCAGGUGCAGGAAAUCUAUGAGUCUCUAGUGUUCGACAUGGGAAUCUGGGCCCAGGGUCUGAUGACAAGGAACUUUGAGGAUCCGGUUCUGAAACAGCGAGUCGUUAAACUUUUGGUGGACAUCUCCUUCAAGGCGUUGAAUAGGCAGCCUGACUUUGCCCUCAGGGUUCUGGAGCACAUCCUCAUGACACGGCUUCCCGAUCAGCCUGAUUACCCUGCCUAUGCAGAGGCUGUCAAAGAACUCCAUGGUCUCGCUAGCCAUGAACUGCGUCGUCUAGCCAUGCGCUAUGCAGACCAUUUCUCGACUUUCUACGACUCGCUGGAGCCAAAGAUUCAAGAAAUCACGAAUGUCAACAAAGUGGAUGACAAGCUGCAGAUGGAAUUGACUUCCAGCUUGAUGAUCAUCAUGCAACGCGCGACCAAUGUUGACCCGAAUCUGCGUCAGCAACGGCUAGCUGCAUUCCUUGAGCCUGUUCGCCAGGCUUGGCAAGAUGACAGUUUCCGACAGGCCAGCUCGUCUUUUGACGGAUUCUGUAAGAUGCUUGGGCUCGAGAACGUCGGCUCGUACAUGCAGGCAAAGCAAGCUCAAAAUUUUGCCGACUGGUCGGAAGUUGCUCUGGACAAUGAGGGAAAGGUCAUCCAAGAACAAAUGACCACCAAGUUCCAGGCAUGGACUUUUUCUUUCCAGGUUAUGUUACCAUUGCGGGGCACGAAAACCAUGAUGUCAGUCUCGGUGGAUAAGCUGAAGGCUUCCGACGCUGCCUAUCCAAUUGCUUGUGAUAUGUGGCGUGAUCUCAUCCCCCAGAUACUUCCGACUCUCCUUCAACUUGUCAGCCACGCGCAUGCUUUCCAUAAUCCCGCCAACUGGGCCGUCAGCAAUGAGAUGCGGGCUGUUGUCGAGCGGAUUUUGACUGACCGAUUCUGGCAAGCCGGCAUUUCAAGCGGGAGCCGUGACGAUUUUUAUGCUCGAAUCACGGCAUCGAAGGCGACCUUAGAGGGGUUUGCCUCUUCGGUCCGCGGUAAGAUCAGAGGAGUCCGCGAAUCAUGCUAUUCCAUGCUGUACAGCAUGAGCAGAAUGCGUGAUCAUUUUUACGGCUUCGCUGAGCUUCCUGGACCUCUGUCAGAAGCUCUUUUCAAGGACUCCGAGCAUCUUUCCUCUCACCAAUUUUCGGUCUUACUCAACGUCUCCCGCUACUUGAUCGACGAUUGCCCCGUGCAGUACCGCGGUCAAUAUCUUCCUCCCAUGCUCGCAACUUUGUUCGGAAGUAUUGACCGCAAAAUUACCAGCGAAUGGCAAUUGAUUGAGCAGAGAAAGAAUGGCAUUUCGGAUGGUGAUCUUACCGACGAGAUGAAAUCCGAAAGUGUACUACGCCAACUGACCUAUUCCGCUGUCCUCAUGGCCGCCAGUUUGCUCGAUCCCCAAAGAGGAGGUGAGGAAUGCGCAUCUCGCCACCGAGAAUAUCCAAGUCUAAAAAUGUAUCCAAGUCUAACGUACCUUUUUGCCCAAGAUCCAUACAGGAACGAGGCUGAGCCUAACACACCUCAAUCGAUGCCCUCGCCUGACGACUCGAUUCGAAAUUUCGUUCUUUCGUCCCCCGAAAUCUUCGAACCAGUCAUGCUCUUUUGUACGCAUGCACUCAGCAUGCGCGACACACGAUGCUGCAGCAUAAUCACCCGUUUCAUCUGCACAGAGGUCCUGAAGGCGGGCAUCACAUCAGUCCAUGAGCCCUACUUCGUCGAUAUGCAGAAAGACCUGGCCCAGCUUAUUGCGUCUAUCUGGGUGCUUUACGGAUACGCCAGUGAAACACCUCGGUCCGUUCUCCUGAGUCUGCCCGGCAUCUCAGAAUCUCAGGUCGCCCAAACUGAAGACGCUCUACGACGUUCUUCUGCUCCUCGUCAGCAACGCGCUCUGGUCCUUGAUCUCCUGGAACCUCUUCGUGGUAUUAGCAUCACCGAACAAGGCAAAAUCAUGAAGUCUCGCGAGGAACGACGCAAGUUUCUCACGGCCCUCCAAGAGAAGUACCGGGCGUUGCCGAUGGAAACUGAGAACGAGAAUCACCGUGUCGAUAUCAAUGAUGGCCCAGAUCUGUCUGGGGUCGCCGACAUGUUUGGUUGA